Dendronephthya gigantea is the source of this 1598-nucleotide messenger RNA. Its product is annotated as fucolectin-like. The transcript has 5 exons. Bases 89 to 1096 code for a protein of 335 amino acids. NCBI's taxonomy places the organism in Eukaryota, Metazoa, Cnidaria, Anthozoa, Malacalcyonacea, Nephtheidae. The record is from RefSeq and is a predicted model, not a curated record.
GGCAGGAACGGUUAAUACUGGGUAGUGACUUGUGGUCAGAACCGUGAAAAGUUUGGUUGGUAAUGUACGUAUAAAUGAAUACUAAUUAAUGCGGGUAUUUCUUUUUGAAUUAAAUGCCAACCAUUUCGACAAUUCGUCUUGCAACAUAAAGAAUGCAAUGUCUUGGAAAACAGGAAAUUAUAUACUUGCUACAAUCAUCAUCUUAAUUCAGAAUACAUCACUUAUAACUGGGAAUAUUUCGUGCCAUAAGCCGAUCGCGUUUCAAUUAAUUUUUGCAGACAUGGUGUUGACAGACAACGUUAUAGCAAGUUACUGGGUAACUUCACAAGCUGAUUGUUUGUUUUAUUGCUACGAAAAUAAAAAAUGUCUAUCUUACAACUAUGAAUACAGUCUCUCGUACAACAAUGAAGGAAAACUUGGUCUUUGUGAGCUGAAUAACAAGACGAUGAGUUCAUGUCCUUUGAGGAAAGCAAUGGUAAUAAAAGAAGGCCAUGGAUAUUUUGAUGAAAUGAAUGUCGUUGAAAAGAAGGUGUAUGGAUCAGAGCAAAACCCAGGCACAUCUUGUCUGGACAUCAGCAGUUGUCAUGACAACGAUGGUGAAUACUGGUUAGCUUCCGAACAGACAUCCUGGGUUACCAUGAGAGUAUUCUGUUACAUAAAGCAAGACCCAAGUACCAUUAAUCUAGCUCAAAACAAGCCUGUCAUUCAAACAACCACAGGUUCUGGAGGUGUUGCAGAAAGAGCUGUUGAUGGCAUAAGAAGUUCAAAUUGGGGACAAGGUUCAUGUACUCAUACACAUACAAACUCCCCAUGGUGGAGAGUGGAUCUACAACAUGUUUUUUUCAUUCGAAAACUGAUCAUCACCAAUCGUUCAGACUGUUGUCCUGAAAGACUUUCAAAUUUCGAGAUCAGGAUUGGUGCUACCCUUAAUAACACAGAUGGUAAUUCCAAUCCUUUAUGUGGCGGAUAUCAUUCACUGAAGGCUGAAACCAAGAGCAUUGUGUGUCCCAAUCCAAUGAUUGGACGAUAUGUGAAUAUUAUUAUUCCUGGACCAGGAAAACAUCUUACAUUAUGUGAAGUAGAAGUGUAUGCAUAAAUAGUUUCCAUUCAAGCUAUUUUGAAUUUUGAUGAUAUCUUGCCAUAUCUUCUUUCAUUUCAUUGCUUUGUGGCAAAGAUGAUUGGUAUAGCUAUGCAUGUUUUGAUGAAACCAUUUCAUCAACUGCCAUUGAAAGAAACAUUUUAACAUUUCAACUUUAUAGCCUCUUCCGCAGGCAUCUCAAAUGGUAUUGAUGUCCCUGGUGAUAUUCUCACAAGUUUCAUAUUCAAUAUUUCUUAAAUCCAUUAAAGAUAUAUUGCUUGCAGAAGAGGCUAGUCUCAAACUGCACACUUCAUCAGAAGUUUAUAUAUGAGGUCAAAACUUUGACCUCGCUGUAUUCUUGUAUAUUGUCCAGGUUCCAGAUUUAUUUCAUGAGACAAUAUUUUGAAAAGUUAGCACUGCCAGUCACUGGCACUAUGCCACUCUACCUGAUUACCAUAAGAUGUAUCUUUAACUUUUAGCAUAGCCAUAGACCAAAUAAUUUUCUUUGAACAAAGUCUUG